This is a messenger RNA of Apis cerana (Asiatic honeybee), 7330 nucleotides long. RefSeq names its product patched domain-containing protein (gene Ptr). The record is from RefSeq and is a predicted model, not a curated record. Lineage: Eukaryota; Metazoa; Arthropoda; Insecta; Hymenoptera; Apidae. Gene Ontology annotation, cellular component: cytoplasmic vesicle membrane; plasma membrane.
UUCUCUUGUAGUGAAGUUCAGGUUGUUAGACGGUUACAAUUAGUGACAAAUGAGACUUCAUUUGAUAAAAAGUUUUAAGUUUCUGGUUUUUAAACUAUUACAACUUAUCAAUUAAUAUUGAAAUAAAAUACAAUAUUUUUUGAAUUAUGAUUACGAAUUUGUUUGGUCGUACAAACUUACUUUUGUCAUCCUGGCUGGCUGCAGCAUGCUUUGUUAUCUCUAUACAUAUCGAUCACGAGGAUAACUGAUUUCACGACGAAGUUCCUUCAAUUAGCAUUGGACUACUAUUCUAAACUAUUCAUACUAACAUAUUGAUAUUUUAAUACUUUUUGCAUACAUAAGAGAUAUUGAAUAAAUUUUAAGAAAAAAAUUAUCUAUUAGUCAACUAUUUAAUUACAUUAACAUAUAUCGAUUUCACGUCUAUAUUAUCUUUUAUUUUCUAAUUGAGAACUUACAAAAGGACUUUAAAAAUCUCGAUAGAAUGUGGUUAAUAAUAUAAGAAGAAAUACUAAAAAUUUUUCAAAUUUAAGAAAAGAAAUGAGUAAAAGAAAAAUUGACUUCUGAAUCAAAAAAGCAAGUGUUAAACGAGAUUUAUUACUACUAACUUGUCUAACAAAUCUAAAUCCAUCCAAUCAAUUUCUACAAAUGUUGUACACACGCGUCCAGUUUGCAUAAUCGGGUUAUGUCGCGAGUUUUAACGAUCAAUCCGAAUAUCCGAUUAAUGCAUGCUUCUAGAAGUGUAAAUUGUGAGAAAGCGCGAUUUUAGGAAAGAUCGAUGGAUUUAAUUAAUUUUAAUAUAUUUGUUUAUAUGAUCGAUUGGUUUGAUUAUAAAAUAAGAAUCUAAUGAUUCGAUAUAUAUAUAUAUAUAUAUACGCAGAUUUCAUAUUGAAAUUAUGUAACAUGCACUUGAAUAUUAUAAAAAUAGAGAGAUAUAAAUGCAAUUAUAGUGAAACUUUCUUGAAUCAUUGUUCAUGAAUGAUAUAUUUGAUUUUUAUUGAAAAAGACACAUGAUUUGUAAAAUGUAUAUAUUAUAUCAGAAUGAUAUUUUUGAUACUCAAUUGACAAAAAAUUCUUUAGAAUUAAAUAAUUGCAAAUAUUUAUAUAUAUUUUUGAAAUAUUAUAUUAUUGAUAUAUAUAUAUUUGAAAAUUAUGAGUUUUAUAAAUAAAACCACUACUUUUAUAGUAGUAUAAGAUGUUAAAUAAAUAGUAUAUAUUUAAAUGUAUGCUAUAUUAAGUUUGCUCUAAACUAAAAAAUUAUGAAUGUAUAAGAAUGAGACAAUUACACAAACGCACUAGUCCAACUAAAUACUUGCACAAAGAAAUUGCUUUAAUUAGAUUUAAUUAUAACUUAUUCUCUCACGACAGACAAUUCAAUUGUUUGAUAUACUUUAGAAGUAUUUUAUUAUUUCUUUUUUUAUGAUUUAUUAAUAAAUAUAACAUAUAUAAUAUAAAUAUAAAAUUAUUAUGAUCAUAGAAGUCUAAUAAAAUAUAUGUAUAGAUCAUAAUACAGAUAACAAUAAAAAAAAAGAUUAUCUAUUGAAUAAUUUAUUGAUAAUAAGAGAAUAUAAUUGCAUGUAAUCUCUAGUAAAGAGACAUGGAAUUCACGCAUACGGCCUUGUUCUGAUUUUUUCACGGUUGACCCGUUGAUUUUGCAACGCAUAACGGAUGAUGCGAAAAAAAGGGCACGUAACUGCAUAAUUUUGCAGCGUAAAUGAAUAAGAAAUAUAUUCACCAUAAAAAAAAAGAAAAAAAGAAAAUGAUGGAAUUAAGAAUUAAUUCUUCCCUUAAAAUAUAAAAUACAUAAAAUAUUUUAUCAGAAUCUAUGAUUUUCUAAAAAAUUUAACUUAGGAGUUUAUAUAUGAACAGAAAAAUCAAGAAAAAAGAGAAUUGCAAGAAUUGCAAAAGCAAUUUGAUUUAAGAUUCUUAGAAGACGUAAUUUUUGCAUAGUUUCAACAGUGAACAACGAAAGUAACAAUUAUUGUUCUGUUACGCAAAACUAAUGCUCCAUAAAACUAAAAUCUGUCGUUUCCUUAUCGGUUUCUCGUAACAUUCAAUGAAAUUUUCUUCAAUCAAACAAGAAUGAAAUUCAAAUAGAAUAAACAAAAUCAAUGAUAUAUUAAUUGCUCUAAAUCUUUCACGAGGAAUCCUUUCAUAAUUUUUUAGAAUGAUAUUGAAUUAUAUGAGGGAAGAUAUAUGGGUAGCAGAAGGAUGUGUGAAUUAAAUACAAAGUAGAUCUUCCUUCAAAAAUGUGAAAUAUGAAACGCUAUUUAGAUGAGAUGCUGGGAAAGAAUCCAAACUAUUAUAUAUGCACACGAGCUACCAAGGAAGAGUGGGAGGCACUAGACAUGUGAGAAUGAUGAGACGCUAAGGAAGAAUGUACGGUGUACAGUUACUUUAUUCUGUAUGCGGGUUGAUGAUCCAGAAAGAACAAGUUUCUUCCCGAACAAACAAUGAACGUAGGACAUUGAUCCAGGGAUACAAGAAAGAUAAUGAUCUUGGUGUAUAGCGAAAGUGGAUUUCAUGAUAGUAUGAUUGGUCCGAAGAGGACGGAUGUGUGCGAUUUUCAUCGUUAAAAUUGAACACGAAUUUCAGCGUGAAGACGCGGAUGAUUACUUAAGAAGAGGGACGGAUGUCUGUGUUAUUAGACUAAAUGUGGAACAAUCUGACGUGUGUGGACGAUUUCUUGAAUCGAGCCUUUCACAAAUUAGGUCUAAUAGUUGGCCAUCAUCCCGGUUAUUUCGUCAUAGUUCCAGUUCUCCUGGCCUGCAUCUGCUUUACCGGAUAUCAGAGGAUCCAUUACGAGAUAGAUCCGGAAUACCUCUUUUCUCCGAUUAAUGGACCAAGCAAAACGGAAAGAGCGAUUGUCGAACAGUACUUUAAAGUCAAUUACAGUCAUAGAUUCAAUCUAGGUCGUAUCACUAGGCCAGGUCGAUUCGGGCAUGUGAUUAUCACAUCUAAGGAUGGGAAUGAAAAUCUAUUGAGAACAGUGGUAUUCAACGAGCUUAGAGAACUGGAUAAGACUAUAAGAAAUACGAAAGCGAUGUACGAAGGAGAAGAAUUUAAUUAUAGUCAAAUUUGUGCUAGAUGGUUAGAUACAUGUUUCAACAACGAUAUUCUAGAUCUACAUCAUAUCAUAGAAUAUGUGGAGAAGAAAGAGCUCAAUCUGACGUUUCCUGUCACGCUGAAUCCUGUCACCUGGGAUUUUUACAUAUUGCCGGUCUAUUUUGGAGGAAGCGUGAUCGACAAAGAUUUAAUGAUCGAGUCUGUACCCUCUAUGCAAUUGGCCUAUUUUCUCACAGCUGACAAUGCUCGUCAAGAUGCGAUAGGAGCAGCCUGGGAAGAAGCAUUCCUGGAGACAUUGAGAAAAGUGGAAGAGGAGAAUAUCUUCAAACAUAUUACCACUGCCAGGUUUGCGUCUAGGACUUUGGAACUAGAACUGGAAGAGAAUACCAAAACUAUAGUGCCUUAUUUUUCGAGCACAUUCAUACUGAUGGCUCUGUUCUCCGUGGUCACUUGCAUGAUGACCGAUUGGGUGCGCAGCAAACCAUGGCUGGGACUUCUUGGCAAUGUUUCCGCCGCAAUGGCAACGGUGGCAGCUUUUGGUCUUUGUAUAUACCUAGGUGUCGAUUUUAUUGGUCUCAAUUUAGCUGCACCUUUUCUCAUGAUUGGUAUUGGAAUAGACGAUACGUUUGUGAUGCUAGCUGCUUGGAGACGAACCAGUAUAAUGAAACCGGUACCUGAAAGGAUGGCUGCGACUCUCAGCGAGGCUGCUGUCUCGAUUACUAUUACUUCCUUGACUGACAUGAUAUCGUUCUUCAUUGGUAUUCUCUCACCCUUUCCCUCUGUUCAAAUUUUCUGUAUUUAUUCAGGAUUCGCCGUAGUCUUCACCUUCGUGUUUCACCUGACCUUCUUCACAGGCUGUGUAGCCAUCAGUGGCUAUUGCGAGCAAAAGAAUCUUCAUAGUGUAGUAUGUUGCAAGGUGCAACCUCUCUCCAAGUCUUCAAACAGAUCUUGGUUCUAUAGAGCAUUAUGCACCGGGGGCGUGGAUCCAGACGAUCCUUAUAAUCCUACCGACAACCCGGAACACGGAUGCAUGAGCUGGUUCCGGGAUUAUUUGGCCGCCGCAUUGAAUUGCAGACCCAUCAAAAUCAUUGUAAUUCUGAUAUUCGGCUGUUAUCUAGCCGGCGCUCUUUACGGGCUGACGACUCUUCGGGAGGGCUUGGAUCGACGCAAGCUCUCCAAGAAUGACUCUUAUUCGAUUGUCUUCUAUGACCGUCAAGAUUACUAUUUUCGGGAAUUCCCAUACAGAAUACAGGUGGUGGUAAGCGGAGAAUAUAAUUACAGCGACCCAGUGAUUCAGGAACAGAUGGAGAAUUUAACUCGAUCCUUGGAAGCCAGCAAGUAUAUCAGCAGCGCUCCUAUCUACACGGAGAGCUGGCUCAGAAAUUUCCUCAGCUACGCCAACAACAGUGCGACCGACGUAGAUAUCGAGGACGAGAAAAGUUUCAUCAAAGAAUUAAAAGACACUUGGUUGUCCCCUAAAAGUAGCUUUUCCUUGGAUGUGAAGUUCGACCCGAGCGAAGAACACAUUAUAGCUAGCAGAUUUCUCAUUCAGGCGGUGAAUGUAAGCGGGACCAAUCAGGAGAAAGACAUGGUGAAAGAACUCCGUCAGAUUUGCGCCCAAUCUCCUUUGAACGCCAGCGUGUUCCAUCCCUACUUUGUGUUCUUCGACCAAUUCGAACUUGUUAAACCCACUAGUAUUCAAUGUAUGGUGUUUGGUGCCCUUGUCAUGAUGCUGAUCAGCUUCAUCUUUAUUCCCAAUGUAAUGUGUUGCCUCUGGGUUGCUUUUUGUAUCAUUUCAAUCGAAUUGGGAGUCGCUGGUUACAUGGCUCUGUGGGAUGUAAGCCUAGACAGCAUAUCCAUGAUUAAUCUUAUCAUGUGUAUAGGUUUCAGCGUCGAUUUCACUGCUCACAUUUGCUACGCCUAUAUGAGCUCCAAGCAGAAGACACCGGAGGACAGAGUGAAAGAAAGUUUAUACAGCCUUGGCCUUCCCAUAGUGCAAGGGGCCACUUCCACGAUCCUUGGAUUGAUAGCCCUGGUUCUUGCCGGAACGUACAUUUUUAUGGUAUUCUUCAAGAUGGUGUUUCUGGUGAUAUUUAUCGGAGCCAUGCACGGAAUGUUUCUACUUCCUGUCCUGUUAUCAUUAUUCGGCCCUUCAUCUUAUCACGAUGACAAAACAGAAACGGAUAAAACUCAACAGAGAAAGAUUUCAGAGAAGGAUCUGAAUUGCGAACUCCAACAUCCUUACGUGAUUCCACAUCCAACUCUAACUUAUUAUCAUCAUUCUUCCGGGCCCGACAAGAAUUUUCAAGGCAGCCCUGCGACCAGUUUAGCUGCGUUCGACGAUAGGGAUCCUGGAUUGGGGACCAGCGAGGACAGCAAUUCCACGGAAAGUGGAUCGUCUCAAAGCAGAAGAAAGGAAGGUCAGCUGGAACAAGAAAAUCAAAGGCGGCACGAUGUCUGCAGAAAAUCCAUAGGCGUCCUCUAUGGGAUGUCUCAGUUUCAAACCGCUUCAUCACCGGCUGCACCACCUCCGGAUUAUUCUGGAACACUUCCAGAACCAGUUUCAAAUGAGCAGGAGCGACGAGCGGUUAGGACAGUGUCUUAUGUAGGCCCAUAUCCGGCUCAAAGGCCCACCAAUCAAUUACACAGAGAUCAUAGAAGAAGUAGAUCGUACCAUAAUCUUCAUUACUCGUCGAGGUACCUGAGUGAUUCGCGUUAUCCUUAAUGAUAUCUUUCAAUGAAGAGUAAAAUAAGUGUUAAACAGCUUUUGUACGGCGCAGAAGUAACAAAUUUAAAAUUUUUCUUGGAAGGAAGUCAAUAUCUUGAAUUUUCCUUUCUGUUCUUAGGAUAAUUAUUGGAGGUAUGAUUUCCUUUUUUUUUUUUUUGACUAUUGAUUCUCUUUAUGGUUGUAAAUAUAAAUUGGUGUCUGAAAGAUCAGUGAAUCAUUUGGUUUUUUUUUGUUGAAGAAAGGAUCUUUUCUCGUGGAGAAAACUCUGCGAGUCGUGUUCUAUUUUGGAAAGAGACUUGAGUGAGUUUGGAAGAGACUAUUUUUCAAGUGUUUUCAAGUUUUAAAAAACUGUUGGAGGAACUAUAUCAUAAAAAGUUAGAACAUAAUAGAUAAAAUUACAUCAGCCUGCAUUUUUAAAAUCUUUUAAAUCUGUUUCUUUGUGAUUAAAUUAAAGAAAAAAAAAGAAAGAAAGAAAAAAUGAAAAAUAGAUUGUCGUAGAAUUUUAAAAAUUUAGGCUGACGCGAUUAAAACUGUGAAUUUGAUACAUUUUUACUUUGAGCUGUAUGCAUGAUAAUGAAUUUUUUUCUCCAUUAGUUUCGUGAAAAUCUUAGAAUAAUAGAAAUCUAACUAUAUCAACAGGCAACAGCAGUUACCGCGCGCAAGUUAGUCAAAGAUCUAUCCAUAGAUCGUGGAAAAUAACAAAAAUGAUUUUUCACGAUCUAUGGAUAGUGUGUAAGAAUUAAUCUGCUCAAUAGAAAUCAAAACCAAAACGCAACAGCAGGGAGAGCCAAUUUUUCAAACGCAAAAUUUGAAGAAUCUGUCGUGCCUUAUUAUGAAAUAUGUUCUUGAUGAAAAAGAAGAAGAAAAUAAAAUUUUUGUGAAAUAAGAUAAUAAUUUUAAUUGCACAAAAGAGAAAUGAAAUCAAAUGGUUUCAUCAAAAAUUUUUACAAGCACAUGUGAAUCAAGUUCAAUUCUCCACCAGUGUUUCUCUUCUUCGUUAUUUGAUCGCCCAUUUAUGUUAAAAUAUCGUGACACAUGGACGUAUAGUAUGAUUGCAGGUCAAUUUGUACGCGCAAAGGAAAUAAUGUUUGCUCAUCUAUUUUGAAAAUUUUUUAACAGUUUUUUAAUAGUUUGAGAAAUUAGAAACUCGCAUAAAAGUUUCUAUUCAGAAAACAAUAGUAAAGUAAAGUGUAAAUUACAUAUAUUAAAUGUUGGAAGAAUUGCAUGCUAUUCUUUAUACAAUAGACAAGAGAAUUUCAAUCUUAAAAAGCUUUUAAUCGCAUAGUAUUAAAACGAAUUCGAUUAAUUGUUAAAAAAAAAAAAAAAAAAGAUUGUGUGUAUAUUUAUUUACAAUUUUUAAAUGGAUGAAAUAAACGAUGUAUCCUGAGCGUUCAGCACAAUUUUUUCUGUAUAGCACUUAUGCGUGCGUGUUGAUGAGUGAGAAGAAUGUAAUAACUAUUAAGUAUUAUCAAACUGGCAGCUGCCAUUGAAAAAUAAUUCUUGUAAACGAAAUAUAUUCUGGUGACGAUUUCCUCGUGA